Amphiprion ocellaris (clown anemonefish) is the source of this 3572-nucleotide messenger RNA. It is a transcript of the gene gas2l3, whose product is annotated as growth arrest-specific 2 like 3. NCBI's taxonomy places the organism in Eukaryota, Metazoa, Chordata, Actinopteri, Pomacentridae. The record is from RefSeq and is a predicted model, not a curated record. Bases 248 to 2404 code for a protein of 718 amino acids. Gene Ontology annotation, cellular component: actin filament. Gene Ontology annotation, molecular function: actin filament binding; cytoskeletal adaptor activity; microtubule binding. Gene Ontology annotation, biological process: actin crosslink formation. The transcript has 10 exons.
UUCAGCAGCAGCAGGAGAACAUGAGGAACCAACAACUGGAGAACAGCUCAAGAUUUCCACCAGGACGACACGAUAAAACUGCACCCGGAGACCACACGUUCAGCCCGAGGAGUCUCUUUCUCUGAGUGUAGCCGAUGAAAUCUUGUCGUCGGUGUGGCAUCAGUCAAGCUUUACAAAUACUGGUCAGCUGACAUGGGUAUUUAAACUGCUGAUUUUGAAUGAAGAAAUAAAUCAUCUGUGAUCAGUCAUGGCUGUCCAGACUGGGAUCCAGGUGUGGUUUGGGGAGAAGUUUGACGCCCCCUUGCUGAGCCCUAGGAGCCCUCGCAGCCCGUUAGCACAGCGGCAUGGUCCCGGCCUCGCCGACGUCUUCCAGUACGACCAGUGGUUGGCGGUGCGACAUGAAGCCACCCUGGUGCCCAUGCAGGAGGAUCUUGCCAUCUGGCUCACCGGCAUGCUGGGAGAGGAAGUGAGAGCUGAGUUUUUCAUGGAGGAGCUGAAUAACGGCGUGAAGCUCUGCCAGCUUAUCGGUGUGCUGCAGACCAAAAUCGCCCAGAGCAGCCCCUCUGCGCUCGGCAAGCUCUUUCCCACGAGGAAGGUUGCAUGCAAGCGGGACGCUUCUCCAGGUUCCUUCUUUGCUCGUGACAACACGGCCAACUUCCUGGCCUGGUGUCGACAAAUCGGUGUGGAGGAGACGUACCUGUUUGAGUCAGAGGGCCUCGUGCUGCACAAAGAGCCUCGGCAGGUUUGUCUCUGCCUGCUGGAGAUCGGCCGCAUCGUCUCCAAGUAUGGAGUGGAACCUCCUGUGCUGGUGAAGCUGGAGAAGGAGAUCGAGUUGGAGGAGACCCUGCUGCUGACGGAGGAGCCGCCUCCAGCCGUCAAAACCUUCAGUGUGUGCUGCCAGCAUGGCGGCCUCUACCAGCCCGGGGAGCACGGCAUGGAUGACCCGCCCUGCAACUGCUCCAACAGAGUGUCUAUCGAGUACCUGUCUGAGGGACGCUACAGACUCGGAGAUAAGACCAUCUUUAUUCGGAUGCUCCAUGGUAAACAUGUGAUGGUGCGGGUAGGUGGUGGCUGGGACACUCUGCGUGGUUUCCUGAUGAAAUACGAUCCGCUGCGAGUGCUGCAGUUCACCACUCUGGAGCAGAAGAUUCUGGCCUUUCAGAAAGGCCCCCCAGGCCUGGGUGGUCACCAUGGCAACGCAGCUCCACCGCCUCCUCCUGACAUGGACCCCCUCGCUGCCGUCAACAACCUCAUCUCCUCCUCUUCAUCCUCUUCUUCCUCCUCCACCUCUUCGUCUUCCUCUUCCUCAGCCUGUAAGCCGACGUCGGUGACGGCAGCAGGUCAGACGUGUCGGUCCUAUAACGCCUCCCCGGCCUGCACCCCCACGCUGCCCAGGAAAGGUUCUGCCUCGGCUCCCAAGAAGAACUUCCAGAUGACACCUUCCUCCCCCAGGAAGCCCACCCAGCUGCCCCUGCCCAUCACCACCAAAAGCUCCUCCUCUCUGCCCUCCACACCGGUGGGAGGCUCCUCCAGACAGACACCCAGCCCCGGGUGUCAGAGUGCCCAGCGUCGAGCCGUGACUCCAGCAGCGGCUCCAUCAGCUGCCCCUGUAGAGCCGAACCCCGCCUCCAAACUCAAGCUCCGACCAUCACCACACGGCGCCACCUCCCAGCCCAGGAGCCCCGUCUGCCCCGAGCCAUCCUCCAAAUGCCCCAAACCCUCCAGCCCCUGCACCUCCCCCACCUCCUCCUCUGUGCCUCGCCCCGUCACUGCUCCAGUGCGGGGGGCGCCGACCCCUAAAGAUGACCGACCCCCAACAGGCGCCAGCCAGCGCUCUCGCCUCGCACAGCGCCGCCCCGGUUCUCCAGCCUCACGCCUCCGUCUAGAGGCAGCCAGGCGGGCCAGGACGGCCACCAGGGCUGCAGUGACGCCAGCUCCCAGAGCAGCAGCAGCAACAGCUCCACAGACCCGGACCCCCACCCCCAGCUCACGGACAGCCUCCCCAGCACUCGCUAAACCCGCCUGCUCCUUGUCGAAGGGCAAAGAGGUCACAGCCAAAACCAAGGGCCCGGCCCCAAACAAGGCGGCUGCCGCCCCUUCACGAGGUACUGCUGUUGUCCCUGGGCGGGUCCCAGGGGGCAACACCGGCCCGUCUGCCACCAGCAAAGCCAAUCAGAAAACACCAGCCACAGCACAGAGGGUGGGGCGAAAACCGGCCGCCACCACGAACCCCAUCAAGUCCACUCUAAAACCUGAACCAGCUCCAGCUCUGGCCACGCUGAAAAGCCCCAACGCCAGAGUGGUUAAAGCCGAGCCCAGCAUCAGUAAGAAGAUCCCACAGUGGAAGGGCAAAAGUGAGGACCCUUACUUCGAAAUGAACAGCAGGCGGAGGCAGAAGACGUAACUGAGCGCGCUCAGAAGACUUCAACAAAACCAGCCGGCUGGUGACUCAGCUUCCAUCUCAAACCAGCACUUGUUGGAGCUCAGACUAAUCCUCGUGAACAAGCUCAUCACUUUUGACCAUGUUUUUUUUUGUCUACAAUUAUAUUUUUGUUGAUUUUUGUAUCUUAUUUAAUAGUCUUUUAUUUUUUAUGUUUUAAUCCAAAAGGGUCAAAGAUGUUUGUUUUGUCUUUGUGGUGAUUCAGUCUCUGUGGAGGCGUCAUAUCCACGUACCCCAGUAACACUACCACUUGCACAAUGUUUACAUUUUCACCUUUGUUACAUGUACAGCUGUUAAAAAUCAUUUGUCCUGAGUUUUAAACAACAAAGAAUAGAAGUUUGUCAGAAAGUCAUGUUUAAAUACUAACCUCAGCUUUAUUUUUUUAAUUCAACACUAGGACACAGUCAUGAUUUAGUAAAGACACUGAGGUUUCAGGAUCCAGAUUUGUUUUUAUUCUCAGAGAAAACCAAGGAAGGCUUCUGUCCUGUUUUCUCCAGCAGGUUACCAAAGGUGUGAAGUGGAACAUGGUUUCUGACUUAUUUUCCCCAGUGAGAACACACUUUCCACUGGUGGACAGUCAGGUCUGUGUGAUUUUUGUAUAAAUGAUAUCUAGGUGGGAGGCGUUGUUACGAACACGCCUCCCUGUCGUGUGCCUUCAUCAGAAACCUUCUUUCUGAGCGGCAUUAGAAUGUAUUAGCUGAUGGAGGGUGGCGGGUUUAAAUGGUUUGUACUGAUGAAUAUUGCACAGUGUGUACAAGCACUCAUGACUUUAGAGGAAAGCCAGAAUCUCGGAUGAACUACUGAUCAAACGCCUCUUCUAACGGAAAACUCUGGAGGCCUCCAGCGGCCGACAUCAUUUUAGAGCAGACUCUACUUGGUAUAGACUCCUUUUAUAUGGUUUCUAAGUUUUUGUGCGUAUUAAAAAUCUAGUUUUCUAUGUGGUGGUGUUUGUGUAUGUGUGUGUGAUGAUACAGUAUAUUCGCAGUGAGGCUUUUUUCUUAUUUGGCACUUUACAGAAACCUCUGUUGGUCACGAUAUGAAUGUUGAUUCUGUCGAUUGUGUCUCCUGUUUCAGCUACCUUUCUUUUGUUUUGUCAUUUUGAUUAAUAAAUGGACAAGUGUUUUAAAAAUCA